Tarenaya hassleriana is the source of this 1030-nucleotide messenger RNA. Its product is annotated as 60S ribosomal protein L35a-3-like. Gene Ontology annotation, cellular component: ribosome; cytosolic large ribosomal subunit. Gene Ontology annotation, biological process: cytoplasmic translation; ribosomal large subunit biogenesis. The record is from RefSeq and is a predicted model, not a curated record. Lineage: Eukaryota; Viridiplantae; Streptophyta; Magnoliopsida; Brassicales; Cleomaceae. The coding region runs from base 385 to 723 and encodes 112 amino acids. The transcript has 5 exons. Gene Ontology annotation, molecular function: structural constituent of ribosome.
UGUUUCCCUAAAUGCAGAAUUCACGAUUCUUGAAUUUUAUCUGAUUUGGUUUUUAUUCCGUUUGGUAUUUUCUAAACCGAUUCGGUUCAAUUUUUUAUGAUUUGGUUUUAAUGUUGACAGCCCCCCAAUGUGAUUUUGGGCCAAUCCAUAUGAAAUUAGGGUUUUGGGCCAAUUUGAUUUAGGUUUUAAACCAAAAAAAAUUGAGAACGUUAAGAGGCCCAAGAUCCAAGAAAGUUUGGGUUUGCAAAUUUGGCACCUGUUUUCGUAUACUGAUUCCACUCGAGUUCCAUCGUGUUAGGGUUUUUUCUUUCCAUCACUGGGUUUCGCGUCGUCUCGGGGAAGAAUAGGUGGAGGAAUAAGGCAGAGAUCAUUUUGGAUCGAAAAAUGGUGAAGGGUCGUCAAGGAGAGAGGGUUAGGUUGUACGUGAGAGGAACGGUCCUCGGAUACAAGAGGUCUAAGUCAAACCAAUACCCAAACACGUCCCUUGUCCAGAUCGAAGGUGUGAACACCCAAGAAGAAGUGGCGUGGUACUUGGGAAAGCGUAUGGCUUACAUCUACAAAGCAAAGACUAAGCAGAACGGAUCACACUAUCGUUGCAUAUGGGGGAAGGUCACUCGGCCUCACGGCAACAGCGGUGUUGUCCGAGCCAAGUUCAAGUCAAACCUUCCUCCAAAAUCAAUGGGAGCUAGAGUCCGUGUGUUCAUGUACCCCAGCAACAUAUGAGUUUGGGGAUUUUGAUCUGCAUUCCUUGUUGCAGGAGUCAAACCAAGAUUCUCAGAACCCAGGUUCAUUUAUCAUCUUGUCUCUCCUUUUUUUUUAAAAAAAUUUUCUUCUCGUGUCCAAGACUUGAUGCCAGUUUUGUUAUCUGUCGGAGAAGUUAAGAUUAAGUUUUAUGGGGAAAAUCCAAUUUUUGAUGAAUGGAAUAUAACCAGAGAAGGUUGGUCCAUGUGAGCGCUGACUUGUGGCAUGGCUUCCCAUAUGAUAUUUUGUAGGAAUUGCAUUUAUUAUAAAAAUGGAUUAGUUAUAAUUU